CGAAAUAAACAAAUUGGGGUCCUCUCUCUUCGCUGUAAGCUAGCUAGUCGAAACGGUUGUUACGAGUCACAUUGUUUCACAACAACUGUGGCAAAUUGUGAGAAAUAACACCAAUGUGUGUCGGUUAGAGUGUUCGGGGGAAUGUUUAUAAACCCAGAGUUCGGCUCGGUUCGCUCGGUUCCGUCCUAACUGUCCCGGUUUUUCUGCUUUUUUAAACGUCGACGGGUGUUUUUUUUUUUUUUUCUUCAAACGGUAACGUUAGCAUCGGCUAAGCUAACAGGCUAAUUUAAAUUAUUCGACAUUUACCUGAACAAAUAAAAAACAGGGAGGCGUUGAUGAGCAACAAUGUCUGGCAUCGCUCUGAGCAGAUUGUCCCAGGAGCGCAAAGCCUGGAGGAAAGACCACCCGUUUGGUUUUGUCGCCGUGCCGACGAAGAAUCCUGAUGGGACGAUGAACCUGAUGAACUGGGAGUGUGCCAUUCCCGGGAAGAAAGGAACCUUGUGGGAGGGCGGACUCUACAAACUCAGAAUGUUGUUCAAAGACGACUACCCCUCUUCACCACCCAAAUGCAAGUUUGAGCCACCAAUAUUUCACCCGAACGUCUACCCAUCCGGCACCGUGUGUCUGUCGAUCCUGGAGGAGGACAAAGACUGGAGGCCUGCCAUCACCAUCAAACAGAUCCUGUUGGGGAUCCAGGAGCUGCUGAACGAGCCCAACAUACAAGACCCAGCACAAGCAGAGGCUUACACAAUUUACUGUCAGAACAGGAUGGACUACGAGAAGCGGGUAAGGGCACAGGCCAAGAAGUUUGCCCCGACAUAGAGAGGAGAGCUGGGCCUCUGAUCCCGCCUGAGCAGCCUGAACUUACGGAGGAUACAAACAGGAGGCAGGCAGCACCUGAAGGACCACUCCAACAAGAAUCCAGUUUUGAGUAUUAUCAUACUAUCACACAGGUGGCGAGUGAGCCUUUUUUUUUUUUCUUUUUCUUUUUUUUUAAAACAACAAAUCAUACAAUAAGAUCAUAACUUUACCUUCAACAAAUGUUUAUGCAUUUUCAAUGCAUAGCUCAUGAUCCUAGAACUCCGCUGUCGACACGACCUUUCGCUCUUUGUAACUCUUGUAUAAUCCAUAUCUCCAGUUUCUUCAUGAGUCCUGCGAAGCUCACUCAUGCCUCCAUCGAAUACUGUAAUAAAGUAAUGCUAAUGUAUCGGCAGAGCUGUAGAAAUAAGAUUUCACGUCCAAACCACUCUCUGUGUAAACGUUCAAGAGGAGGAGAUUUCGCUAAACCUUCCAGUUUUUAAUGAAGAAAAAUCCCACCGAGUAUUGUAGAUAGUGUUUCACGAGGAGCUGGGACAAAGCGUUUCGUUCCCGUCACAUCCCAGAAAAGCAUCAAAAAAUACAGUCGACACGUCAGAUUCAGGUAGAAGACAAUCCUGGCACUUGUAUAUUGGUUGUUAAGCUAAAACUAAAGUGGUGUUUGUCCAUCUCAACGAAGGGAGGAGUUUAAAUCCUUUUAUUGCAGUGGAGAGAAGAUAGUGUUCAGAUUCUUUUUGUGAAUCCAACUCGGGAGUGAAAGUAUUCAACGUCAACACCAGCACGCCGUCUGCUUCCCCUCCCCGCCCCCCCCAAAAAAA
Molecule: messenger RNA, 1634 nt
Organism: Larimichthys crocea (large yellow croaker)
Lineage: Eukaryota; Metazoa; Chordata; Actinopteri; Sciaenidae
Product: SUMO-conjugating enzyme UBC9-like
Exons: 7
Coding region: 346-822 (158 amino acids)
Source: RefSeq, a predicted model, not a curated record